Messenger RNA from Dalotia coriaria, 9073 nucleotides. RefSeq lists its product as uncharacterized. The transcript has 9 exons. The coding region runs from base 55 to 9015 and encodes 2986 amino acids. The record is from RefSeq and is a predicted model, not a curated record. Lineage: Eukaryota; Metazoa; Arthropoda; Insecta; Coleoptera; Staphylinidae.
GCGCAAACGUUGCGCCAGUGAUGAGUACUAGGUGAUUUCGCCAAUUAGCUCACCAUGAAGCUGUUGCUUGCAUGCGUGGCGCUCUGCCUCCUAGGGCGAGCCCAUGCACAAGAUGAUUGUGUACUUAAUUUAAAAGAUGUUCAACUUAUACCAGCGGAUGGUGAAAGCAUCAAACUUGAGUAUACCGGAAAUAUCGAAAACAUUCAAAUUACCGGUCUUCAUGCCCAACACAUCAAAUUUGAGAUAAAAGAUGGAGAAAAUAAAGUAGAAAUUACUUUACAAGAGAUGAAAACUUAUCAUGAAUCAACAGAAUCCACGCCUAAUGCAAGAAGUUUGGAUUAUAAUUUGGCUUAUAAAUGCAAUGGCGUUGACACAACAAAAGACGGUCUUACAAUAAAGCUAGAGUUUGCUAAUAUUUACAAUCCUGAGUGUAUAAAAGGUUGUAAUGGUAAUAAAAUCGAGUAUACCCUGCCAAUGCCCUUCCCUGUAAUCGACUUGAACUUGCUGCAAGAAAUCAUAUUUCAAGAUAUCGAUGUAUACAAUGUGGAUUUGGACGUCGCCAUCUCAAAUUCCAAUUUUGAGGUACUUGCAGAAAAGUUGGGAGAUUCAGGAAUGAACAAACAGUUUAAGCUUUCCAUGAAACCGACAGUGACGAUAACUCAGCCAGAGACUUUGACAAUUACUGUUACUGAUAAACCUGCACAGGCAACUGAAAAAUCAAUAACCAUUGAAAUUGAUAUUAAAAAAGAUGAAAGUACCAGUAUGAUUGAAUUCGAAGAAACUACUUACACCGGCGAAUUCCGAAUUGAUGAAGCACCACUAGGAUUUUCUUUGAAGGCUAAGAUUGCUGAUCAUGCAGAUACAACAUUUACAGUUACCGGAGAUCACAGUGAUUGUUUUGUCGCUACAUAUGCUGAUGUAGAAGUUGAAGUUAAAAGCACAGCGUGUCAAUUGCCUUAUGGAAAAUCCGUUUUGAAUCUGGAAUUGAAUGCGAUUCAGGGUGGCCAGACAGUUUCUUCAGCCGCAUUGUUGAUUUCUAUUGUUUCGAAACAAUUUGAACAAAACGCCUACGUUGUUGAAUAUACUCCAGGCGCGCCGCUGGGAUUGAAUAUCAAGCUACUGAAUACUGGAAAUGAUGAUAAAUUUAAAUGCGAUUCUGAUCAACUUAUUUGUUCUAAUAAGGACAAAACCAUUAGUUGUGAACUGGUGAGUGAUUUUCAAGAAACAAUGUUGAAGACCAAAAUACAUGUUUAUAAAGAGGAUGAUGAAAAGGAUAAGAUAUCCGUGGACGUUAUAAUCCAAUCGACUUUAAACCCAAUUAAAUUUACUGAGAUUAAUUACGAAGGCACAAUUGCUUUGGAUAAGCAAAUAACGUUUACUCCUAAUAUAGAAACAACAAAACCCUGUGACACGAUGACGUUUGAUACGGAAAGGAAUGAUGAGAUCGAAGCAAAGUGUACGGGUAAUAUCAUUACUCUUUCAACAACACCCAACUUUAAACCGAUAACUGACCCAUAUCUCUUACUUACGUUAACUGCUGAGAUUGUUAGUAGCAAAGAGAAAGGUAGCGUGACUUUACUCCUUAACGUGGAGCAGAAACCGGAAGUGCAAGUCAAGUUCAAAGAGCGCGUAUAUCAAGGAACUGUUGAUACCAAGAACAACGUGAAUUUUGAUAACGGAGAAGGACCAUCCUUGGAAAAUUUGAGUGAAACUCCAACUAUAUCUAUUGAAACAGCCGAUUCUAAUUUUAAGGCCGUAUGGGAUACAGACAAGAUAGUAAUAACAGUCGACGGAGUACUUCCUUCAGAGAUGACAGUAGCAACAUUCAUUUUGCAAGCCAAGCUAGCUGAUGGUACCACUGAUCAAACUGCAAUUGUUCUGGACAUUGAACCAAAGGAUCCAGCAUCAAUCAUCAAGUUUAAGGAAAACUACUACAUUGGUUCUUUCGAUAACAAAAAUACUAUUGACAUUGAUCCAAAGAUAGAAACAGUUACGAAUUGUGAAAGCAUGGAUCUUGUUUUGAACAAAUUCAAAGACAAAUUCAAAGCUGAAUGCAGCGGUACUGUAAUUACUAUAACAGUAAUGGAGGACUUUCAAACUAAUGACCAAUAUCUAAAACUUAUGUUGACUGUUACGGAAGGAGACAAGACAGGUUCAACUACCAUCGUGCUUGACGUCAAACAGGAUACAGAACCUGGGGAAAUAGAGUUUACACAGCCGAAGUAUGAAGGAACCAUCGCAAUCAAUAAGGAAAUAUCAUUUACCUCUGAGGAUCCGAAACUAACUGGUGCAUUCGAAAAAGCAACUUUGAGGAUUGACGAACAUGAAGAAUACUUCAAACUUGAUUUGGAAGAAAGUGGUACAAUAAAAAUAACAGUAGAAAAAUAUUUUCCUCAUACUUGGAAAGCCGUAACUUUCAUUAUGACAGCCAAAACAACCACAGGAGAUGAAGCAAAGACAGCGAUUUUGUUAAACAUCGAACAAGACACCACAACUCUACCACCCAUAGAAUUCACUAAAAUCUACUAUGAAGGCACUUUUAACAAUGAAGAAAUUACAGUUGAUCCAGAAAUUGAGUUAAAAGAAGAUUGUUCACAAAUGCAGCUAACUUUAGAUCCAAGUGACAUUUUCACGCCAUCCUGCAACGGAAAGUCUGUUGUGUUGGCAGUUAAUCCUACCAUUAAAGCAGUAUCAUCCGAUCCUUUGGUAUUGACUAUAACUGCUACUGCUACUGAUAGAGCGAAGGGUACAGCCACAAUUGUAUUUGAUAUACCACAACAACCUGAGGAACCUAAGAUGAAGUUUACAAAGACCUUAUAUCAGGGAACUGUUGAUACAAAGAACAACGUGAAGUUUAAUAGCGGAGAAGAACCUUCCUUGGAAAAUUUGAAUGAAAAUCCAUCUAUAUCUAUUGAACCAGCUGACCCUAAUUUCAAGGCCGUAUGGGAUACAGACAAGAUAGUAAUAACAGUCGAAGGAGUACUUCCUUCAGACAUGACAGUAGCAAGAUUCAUUUUACAAGCCAAGCUAGCUGAUGGUACCACUGAUCAAACUGCAAUUGUUCUGGACAUUGAACCAAAGGAUCCAGCAUCAAUCAUCAAGUUUAAGGAAAACUACUACAUUGGUUCUUUCGAUAACAAAAAUACUAUUGACAUUGAUCCAAUGAUAGAAACAGUUACAAAUUGUGAAAGCAUGGAUCUUGUUUUGAAUGACGACGAAUUCAAUAACGAUAAAUUCAAAGCUGAAUGCAGCGGUACUCUGAUUACCGUUACAGUAACAGAGAAAUUCGUUCCAACCACUGACCAAUAUCUAACACUUAUUUUGACUGUUACGGAAGGAGACAAGACAGGUUCAACUACCAUCGUGCUUGACGUCCAACCAAAUCCACCAACUGGGGAAAUAGAGUUUACACAGCCGAAGUAUGAAGGAACCAUCGCAAUCAAUAAGGAAAUAUCAUUUACCUCUGAAGAUCCGAAACUAACUGGUGCAUCCGAAGAAGAAACAACUUUGACGAUUGACCAACAUAAAGAUAACUUUGAACUUGUUUGGGAAGAUAGUGGUACCAUAAAAAUUAGUGUAAGCAAGCCCCUUCCUGCUGAUUUGAAGGCAGCAAUUUUUAUUAUGACAGCCAAAACAACCAAAGGAGAUGAAGCAAAGACAGCGAUUUUGUUAAACAUCGAACAAGACACCACAACUCUACCACCCAUAGAAUUCACUAAAAUCUACUAUGAAGGCACUUUUAACAAUGAAGAAAUUACAGUUGAUCCAGAAAUUGAGUUAAAAGAAGAUUGUUCACAAAUGCAGCUAACUUUAGAUCCAAGUGACAUUUUCACGCCAUCCUGCAACGGAAAGUCUGUUGUGUUGGCAGUUAAUCCUACCAUUAAAGCAGUAUCAUCCGAUCCUUUGGUAUUGACUAUAACUGCUACUGCUACUGAUAGAGCGAAGGGUACAGCCACAAUUGUAUUUGAUAUACCACAACAACCUGAGGAACCUAAGAUGAAGUUUACAGAAACCUUAUAUCAGGGAACUGUUGAUACGAUGAACAACGUAAAAUUUAAUAGCGGAAAAGAGCCUUCCUUGGAAAAUUUGAAUGAAACUCCAACUAUAUCUAUUGAAACAGCCGACUCUAAUUUCAAGGCCGUAUGGGAUACAGACCAGAUAGUAAUAACAGUCGAAGGAGUACUUCCUUCAGACAUGACAGUAGCAAGAUUCAUUUUACAAGCCAAGCUAGCUGAUGGUACCACUGAUCAAACUGCAAUUGUUCUGGACAUUGAACCAAAGGAUCCAGCAUCAAUCAUCAAGUUUAAGGAAAACUACUACAUUGGUUCUUUCGAUAACAAAAAUACUAUUGACAUUGAUCCAAUGAUAGAAACAGUUACAAAUUGUGAAAGCAUGGAUCUUGUUUUGAAUGACGACGAAUUCAAUAACGAUAAAUUCAAAGCUGAAUGCAGCGGUACUCUGAUUACCGUUACAGUAACAGAGAAAUUCGUUCCAACCACUGACCAAUAUCUAACACUUAUUUUGACUGUUACGGAAGGAGACAAGACAGGUUCAACUACCAUCGUGCUUGACGUCCAACCAAAUCCACCAACUGGGGAAAUAGAGUUUACACAGCCGAAGUAUGAAGGAACCAUCGCAAUCAAUAAGGAAAUAUCAUUUACCUCUGAAGAUCCGAAACUAACUGGUGCAUCCGAAGAAGAAACAACUUUGACGAUUGACCAACAUAAAGAUAACUUUGAACUUGUUUGGGAAGAUAGUGGUACCAUAAAAAUUACUGUAAGCAAGCCCCUUCCUGCUGAUUUGAAGGCAGCAAUUUUUAUUAUGACAGCCAAAACAACCAAAGGAGAUGAAGCAAAGACAGCGAUUUUGUUAAACAUCGAACAAGACACCACAACUCUACCACCCAUAGAAUUCACUAAAAUCUACUAUGAAGGCACUUUUAACAAUGAAGAAAUUACAGUUGAUCCAGAAAUUGAGUUAAAAGAAGAUUGUUCACAAAUGCAGCUAACUUUAGAUCCAAGUGACAUUUUCACGGCAUCCUGCAACGGAAAGUCUGUUGAGUUGGCAGUUAAUCCUACCAUUAAAGCAGUAUCAUCCGAUCCUUUGGUAUUGACUAUAACUGCUACUGCUACUGAUAGAGCGAAGGGUACAGCCACAAUUGUAUUUAAUACACCACAACAACCUGAGGAACCUAAGAUGAAGUUUACAAAGACCUUAUAUCAGGGAAGUGUUGAUACAAAGAACAACGUGAAGUUUGAUAACGGAGAAGAGCCUUCCUUGGAAAAUUGGAAUGAAACUCCAACUAUAUCUAUUGAAACAGCCGACUCUAAUUUCAAGGCCGUAUGGGAUACAGACAAGAUAGUAAUAACAGUCGACGGAGUACUUCCUUCAGACAUGGCAGUAGCAAGAUUCAUUUUACAAGCCAAGCUAGGUGAUGGUACCACUGAUCAAACUGUAAUUGUUUUGGAUAUUGAACCAAAGGAUCCAGCAUCAAUCAUCGAGUUUAAGGAAAACUACUACAUUGGUUCUUUUGAUAACGAAAAUACGAUUGACAUUGAUCCAAAGAUAGAAACAGUUUCAAAUUGUGAAAGCAUGGAUCUUGUUUUGGAUAACAACAAAUUCAAAGCUGAAUGCAGCGGUACUGUGAUUACCAUUACAGUAACAGAGGACUUUGUUUCAAUCACUGACCAAUAUCUAACACUUAUCUUGACUGUUACGGAAGGAGACAAAGCAGGUUCAACUACCAUCGUGCUUGACGUUAAACAGGAUACAGAACCUGGGGAAAUAGAGUUUACACAGCCAAAGUAUGAAGGCACUAUUGCAAUCGAUAACAAAAUAUCAUUUACCUCUGAGGAUCCGAAACUAACUGGUGCGACCGAAAAACCAACUUUGAAGAUUGACCAACAUAAAGAGAACUUUGAACUUGAUUGGGAAUCAAGUGGUACAAUAAAAAUUACAGUGAAAAAAUCCCUUCCUGAUGAUAUGAAGGCUGUAAUUUUCUUUAUCACAGCCACAACAACCAAAGGAGAUGAAGCAAAGACAGCGAUUUUGUUAAACAUCGAGCAAGACACCACAACUCCACCACCAAUUGAAUUCACUAAAAUCUACUAUGAAGGCACUUUUAACAAUGAAGAAAUUACAGAAGAUCCAGAAAUAGAAAUAAAAGAAGAUUGUUCACAAAUGCAGCUAACUUUAGAUCCAGAUGAUAUCUUCACGCCAUCAUGCAAAGGAAAAGCUGUUGAAUUAAAUGUUAAACCUAACUUUAAACAAAUAACUACCAGUGUUAUGAUACUGACUAUAACCGCUACUCACACUGAUAGAACAAAGGGAACUGCCACAAUUGUAUUUGAUGUACCACAACAACCUGCGGAACCUGAGAUCAAGUUCACACAAACAUCCUAUGAGGGCAAUGUUGAUAUUGAUGGAAACGUGGCAUUCUCUGAUGAAAAUCCAGCACUGGUUGAAUACGAAGGAAUACCAGAUUUGAGUGUUGAUAAAUACGCUGAGUAUUUUGAGGUUGUUUGGGAUUCGGAAGAAGAACAGAUUCAAAUUACGAAAAUUGGAGAUAAUAUUGAAUUGAACGUAGUCACUUUCAUUCUUACAGCCAUGACAUCAACUGGGUCUACGGCAGAAACUACUAUUAUAUUAACCAUUGCCCAUAACGCUGGAGGUGACCCACCAUCACCUAACCCUAUCAAAUUCUCCAACGCGUUGUACUCAGGCAGGUUGCAACAAGAAAUCAACAAGGAAUGGAAAAUAACUUUGAACAAUGGUCCAAUUACGAUUACUUCUGGACAAUCCAAUAUUCACGUCGACCUGGAUAGCGAAGACCCCAGCACAUCUGAAUUCACAAUCACAGAAGUUGUCACCGAUAAGGAAUUCGUGUUAACUGUAACAACAGGUGCAGAUUUUGAUGAGAGUGUAAAGAUGGUUUCCUUCCCAAUAAUUGCCACAACUACAGAUGAUGAAGGCUUCACCAUAGUAUCCUUAGAAAUCAUAAGAGAUACUGAAGAGGUACCUUCAGGCAUUAGCUUCGAAGAGUACAAAAUCGCCCACAGCAAAAUUGAAGACCAGGUUACAAAUUGGGAGGUUGUCACGAUGAAAGCAACAAGCAAAGACACUCAAGACGAGAUCACCUAUGAAUUAACAGGAAUAACAGGGGUAUCCAUUGACCCUACAACUGGAGUUGUAAUUGUGACGCAACGUCUACCCGUGGGAAUUCUUGAACUGGAAAUAACAGCCACAGGAAGUCAUAGCAAGAAAACAGCUGAAGCACCGUUGGUAUUGGUCAUUAUAAGAGAUGAAGACCAACCCAUUCUGGAUUACAAAACAGACUAUUCCCAUGUUAUUAUAACACUCCCAGAAGAUCAAAAAACAGAUCAACUUGUCUUGCCGAAACCCGCGUUUGCUGAAGAAGAGUAUGGUUUCUGUAUAGAGGAAUAUAUCCCGGAAAUUGAAGAUAUCUUCUAUAUCGACAAUGGUGAUGUAAAAUGCCGCCAAUUCAUUCGUGAAGAACCCAAGUUAUUAGAAAUGGAGGUACCCCAAUUUACGGUCAUAGUCCAACAAAAGAAACUUGCCGACAUUGGAGAUGGUAAAUGCCCUCCUGAAUCAUCUCGACACAAACGUGAGAUAAUUGAAGGUAUUGCAAUGAAAGAACAGUACACUCCCAAUGAACCCCACAAGACCAUCAUAUCCGUAAAAAUUGAAGAUAUAAAUAAUAACUCUCCAAUAAUGGACACCACGCGUGUUGUGGGUUAUCCCAACAAAAACCUGGUGAAUUAUAUCCAACCGCCAUACCUGGUAAAAUUACACGCGACCGAUGCAGAUUCAGCAGAUGGUAAUUUUGGUAAAAUUACAUAUUCGUCUCUGAGUCCUGAUCAAUUGGAGGUGAAUGGCGAGAGUGGAGAAGUAUAUCCCACGAAUGCCAUGUAUGAUGACAGUGAUCAAGUGUACACUGUACAAGCCUGCGAUUCAAACGCUGAAGGCCAACCUGAACAUUGUGUUCCAAUGAUAUUGGGGGUCAUCUUGUUGGAUACCGACCACAUGGCUACAAUCACAGUAAAUAAGAAAAUCGACGAGGUGGAAUCCUUCCUUGCAUCAGUCUCCACUGACAAAGCAACGGUGCAUCUGUUAUUCGUAAACAAGAUGUACCAGAAUGCUCCUGUAACAAUGGCUAAUCCCUUCCAGCGCCAUAUCCGUGACACCACCGAAGCUCCCACACGAACCUUGAACGCUAUCAUCUACGCCUUGGACGAAACCAAGGAACCUUUAACUUUGACCGAGAUAAAAGCUUUGUUUGUAGACACAGAAAACGUGGUUGUUACUAGCACAACAGUCAUUAGCAGUGAUGAAGGAUCUCCCGGGUCUUCUGAUGAUAACGUUGGUUUGAUCGUAGCUGUAUCUAUCAUAAGUGUUAUGCUGGUUGCUGUUCUUAUUGGAGGAGCUUUCUUGUAUCGACGAAUGAAAAAUAGCAACAGUAUUCCGUACAGGUCAAAUUUGGACAACGAAUCAUCUCCUAGUGUUUCAUCCGGAUCCAUCAAAACAACUGAAGACCUACCUGAUUCCAAAGUGGAGGAGAAAUCAAGCGCAGGCAGUUCCCCAGUGUUUGGUUACAAGAAGAAACCCGCACCAUUACCACCAGUAUUCCCUACUCCCCCAUCUGCCCCCUCCCCACCUCCUGAAGAAAAAGAAGAAGAAAGUGACCUGCAAAAGAUAGAAUUUGUCAAACACCCGGCUCGUAUCAGUGAUGGUAUGCUGUCUAAAAGAAUUGAACGACGUGCAACAGGUUAUCCCCUCAACCCUUCACCUUCACCAGCUACGGUUGAUGAGAUCUUAGAGAUUGCCGAUAUCGAUACCCAAUCUGUUCAAAGCACGCUCCCACCCUACAAACCACCCGUUGAUGAUGACCUUGAUUCUGUCAUGACUGAAGGCACGUCGAAAUCUGUGAGCUUCAACAAGGAGGUCCGCCAUUCGAUAUUGUUCGACGACCCGCAUGAUUCCGACGCAUCAAUAUAACCUAAUCGUACUUAACGCAUGUAAAUUAAACGUAAAACUAAUAUAAUACUUAAGUCUA